AUGGAGGAAAGAAGCCAGUUUCUUUGUGGUGUGGUGGAAGGGUUCUACGGGAGGCCGUGGUCUAUGGACCAGAGGAGAGUUCUCUUCCAAUGGAUGCAGCACUGGGGUUUGAACACCUACCUGUACGGCCCUAAAGACGACCUCAAACACAGACUGUUAUGGAGGGAGGUGUACUCCCCAGAGGAAGAGGGUCAGCUGAGGACCCUGGUGACUGAGGCGCGGUCGCGGGGCGUGACCUUCGUCUACGCCCUUUCCCCCGGCCAGGACAUCGUCUUCUCCUCCGCCUGCGACCUCACCCUGCUGAAGCGCAAGCUCAAGCAGGUGUCAGACCUGGGUUGCGAGGCGUUUGCCAUCCUGUUCGACGACAUCGACCACUCCAUGUGUCAGGCCGACAGCGAGGCCUUCUCCUCGUUCGCCCACGCUCAGGUGUCCGUAGCCAAUGAGAUCUACCGCUUCCUGGGGGAGCCGUCCGUCUUCCUGUUCUGCCCCACAGAGUACUGCGGGUCCCUCUGCUCCCCAUGUGUGUCCAAGUCCUCCUACCUGCAGACCCUGGGGGCCGACCUGCAGCCCAACAUCUCAGUCAUAUGGACCGGCAGUAAGGUGAUCUCCCGGACCCUGUCGGUGGACUGUCUGGAGGAGGUGGGCUCUGUUCUUCAGCGCCCGCCGCUCAUCUGGGACAACCUGCACGCCAACGACUACGACUCGCGGCGCCUCUUCCUCGGGCCCUUCAAGGGCCGGGAGCCGCAGCUCCGCCGCCGCCUCAGGGGCCUCCUGCUGAACCCCAACUGCGAGUUCGAGGCCAACUACAUCCCCCUGCACACCCUGGGGACAUGGCACCGGACCCCCCCCGGGGGAGAGGGGGGAGACGACGAGCCUGAAUACUGUCCCGACAGCGCUCUGUCCGAGGCGCUCCGUGAUUGGAUGGACGAGCUCAACCAGCCCCUGCAGCCAGGCCGUCAGAGCACCACCCCCACCUCCCGCGCCAAGACCCCCGACCGGGCCGACCGCCCCCCCGCCACGGCCAAGCCCCUCCCCAUGUUCCCGCUGAGCUCCGGCUCCCCCCCCACCUCCCCCGCCAAGGGGGGAGACAACGGGAGCGAGGGGGAGGCGAAGAGGCCCCCGGGGGAGGGCCUCAAGCACAAGGCCCAGGGCCGGGUGCCCUGCGGCGGGAAGGGCCUGCUAAGCGAGGCCCAGGUCCGGCUGCUGGUGGGUCUCCACUACCUGCCCCACGAGCACGGGCCGGCCGCCCAGCGGCUGCUGCAGGACCUCACCUGGCUGAAGUCCAACUGUCACCUGGUCAGCCUCAACGGGAAGAAGACCGCCCAGCAGAAGGUGGAGGAGUGGCGUGGCCGGGCGUCCAGGCUGAUGGCGCUCUGCGAGGACAUCGCCGAGCUCCACUGCAGCGUGGUGGGCGGGGUCAACCGCGCGGUGCUGUACGACCUCUACCCCUACGUCUGGGACCUGAGGAACACGGCGCUGGUGGCCAAGGCCUUCGUCUGCUGGCUGGACGGCCGGGUUCUGGGGGACAGCUCCACUCUGGGCUCCUGGAAGAACUGCUUCCACUGGUGUGGGACGACGACGGGGGCGGAGCUACUUGGAGUGGAUUCGGAACCGUGGGUGUUCAAGGGCGGGGUCUCGGGGGAAGUGCAGAUGCUCCUUCCAAUAGGAAGCAGCACUGAGCUGUUCACUCACCCUCCUCCUCUCUUCCCCACCUCUCGCCUCUACAACGUCAGGCCCUACCACAGCAAGGACAAGGUGGAGUUGUACCGUAUGGUGCGACAGCUGCACCUCAGAGCCCAGGGGGGUAAAGACUCCAACUCAACCCACCCUGAUGUCACCGGCGACAGGUGCCUGGGGGCCUGCCUGGCCCUGUGCCCGGAGUACAGCUUCGUGCUGGAGGACGAGCUGGGCGUGUGCGGCUGCGUGACGGGCGUGCAGGACGUGCGCGCCUUCAUCAAGCGCUGCCACGCCACCUGGAUGCCCGCCAUGAGGGACAAGUACCCGGGCCCCCGGACCGGGCCGUCUGCGCUGCCCGCGCACACACAGGACCUGCUCCUGCUGAUGGAGGAGGACCAGGGGGAGUACCCGGACUCCCUGCUCCACCACUUCCCCUCCCAGCUGCGUCUGGACGCCCUGCCCCAGCUGGUGGACGCCAGCGUGAGCCGCACCCUGCUCACCGCCCUGCUGGCCGCCCUCAAGGCCAACGGUUCCCAGGGGGUGUUCUGUGAGGUCCAGCCCACCGACCGCCAGCGGAUGGAGUUCCUCACCAAGCUGGGCUUCCUGGAGAUCCUCCGCGGAGAGGCCCGCAGCCGAGAGGGCGUGGUCCUGGGAAGGCUCCUGUAA
Gadus chalcogrammus (walleye pollock) is the source of this 2343-nucleotide messenger RNA. RefSeq names its product protein O-GlcNAcase. Bases 1 to 2343 code for a protein of 780 amino acids. The transcript is spliced from 17 exons. Lineage: Eukaryota; Metazoa; Chordata; Actinopteri; Gadiformes; Gadidae. Gene Ontology annotation, molecular function: beta-N-acetylglucosaminidase activity. The record is from RefSeq and is a predicted model, not a curated record. Gene Ontology annotation, biological process: glycoprotein metabolic process.